AAAAAAAAAAAAAAAAAAAAAAAAAGACCUUUUCAACAUCAUCACCGUCAAAUUCUUGCAGUAUACCUGCAUCUGUUUCUAAACAAGAGUAUUCAGAGACCAUGGACGUUAUUUCAACCACUAGUUCGGCCGCUCCUGCUCCUGCAUCAACCGAUCUAAAACAUCAGCAACCACCUCAACACUCCUUCAAUCUUAAACAAGAAUACUAUGACGAAAAUCUCAAACAGGAAUACUAUGAAGACUCUCUACAACAUUCACAACAACAACAACCACAGCCACAAUAUGAUACCGAUCAAGUCAUUAAAAAAGUGCCAGCGUCAAUCGAGGCAGAAUCUAUCUGUUCAGAACCAAUCCCAGAAGCAGUACAGACAGAAGAACCAGGAUCAACACCAGCAGGAACAACAGAGACGAAUAAAAAAAAAGUCUCUUGGAAGACCAAGGCCUGGGAUCUGUGGAUGAAGAAUUGGUUUCUUCUCGGACUAGUGGUUGUCAUCAUCCUUGCACGAUACUUCCCAGGAUGGGGUAGGACAGGUGGCCCCCUUCGUCCAGAGUACUCGGUCAAAUACGGUAUCACUGCAUGUAUCUUCUUACUCUCCGGUCUGUCACUCAAGACCAAAGAUCUACUCACAUCUGCUAUGAAUUACCGCGCCCAUCUGUUAAUCCAAUUGACCUCCUUCAUUGCCAUUCCCUUGGUGGUCAAGGCCAUCACUGCCUUGGUCGGCCUAUCGAGCUUCAAUGUUACUCUACUGGCCGGUAUGGCCGUCACCUCCGCAACUCCCACCACAAUCUCCUCAAAUGUCGUCAUGACCGCCAACGCCAAUGGGAAUGAGUCCUUGGCGUUGUUUAAUGCAGCUCUAGGCAACUUGUUGGGCGUCUUUAUUUCCCCGCUGAUCGUCCUGGCACUCUUACAUUCCACCGAACAAACACCCUCCGGAAGACAUGGACUGGAUUACGCGACUAUCUUGAGAGACCUUGGAACCACCAUCUUGGUGCCUAUCCUUGUUGGCCAAGUCUAUCUGUACUUCUUUCCUAAAACCAUCGUUUGGGCCAAGAAGAAGGUUCAUUUCCCCACGUUGAACAGUUCAUGUCUAUUGAUCUUGGUCUGGACCGUCUUCUGUGAUGCAUUCUACAACAACACCUUUGCAUCCGUUACUGCAGGUGAAAUCAUUGCCAUUGGAGCUCUACAAGCAUUCAUUUUCUGGAUCAUGACAUUCUUUUUAGGGUUCGUAGCCCGUGUACGACCUGCAAAGUUGCGGAUUCUAAAAAUUAUGGAUCUUAAUCAACAGGCCAAGGAUCAGCAAGAAGCUGAAUUAGAAGAAGGUCAGGAACAGGAUGACGAAUGGGCGGAGAAGGAUUAUUCUCAUAUUACACAGGGACUUUCUUUGCCCCGAACCGCGGCUCAAAAGUUUGCAGAACCCAUAUCGAAAGAAGAUACGAUUGCAAUCAUGUUCUGUGGUGCCACCAAAUCUGUGGCAAUGGGCAUCCCGAUGAUCAAGAUCCUUUACUCUAGUAGUACAGGCUCUGCACUGGCAGGUCUUUUGGCCACACCCUUGCUUAUCUACCAUGUGGAACAAUUGUUCAGUGGCGCCUUCAUGGUCGAUUGGUUGAAAAAAUGGGUCGGUCGUGGUGAGGAAACAUUAGAGUCAUUCGAGAAGAAGCCAAAAACAAAGACAAAGAAAGAUAAUACGGUCUCCGGUAUUGGAGCCUAACAGUCAUAAUAGAAUGAUUUGUAGGCCUCAGUGGUAGGAACGGAAGCAAGAAC
Molecule: messenger RNA, 1762 nt
Organism: Lobosporangium transversale
Lineage: Eukaryota; Fungi; Mortierellomycota; Mortierellomycetes; Mortierellales; Mortierellaceae
Product: SBF-like CPA transporter family-domain-containing protein
Exons: 1
Coding region: 102-1709 (535 amino acids)
Cellular component (GO): plasma membrane
Source: RefSeq, a predicted model, not a curated record